AUGGCCGAAACCGCACUCGCCAUGGACUCGAGUUCAUGCCGAUUUUGUUGGGCCGAUGGAAGGACGAUACUAUCUACUUAUCGUGGACGCCUAUUCCAUGUGGCCGGAAAUCGUUUGGAAAUCCAAAGACGCUCGUCACGGACAACGGAACGAAGCAACGGACAAGCAGAACGUUUUGUGGACACCUUCAAAAGAGGACUUGCCAAACUGAAGGGGAAGGAACCAACAGUGGACGCACUACAGGCGUUUCUGAUGGCAUAUCGCUCCACUCCCUGCCCGUCUGCACUUGACCAGCGUUCACGUGCCGAAGCCUUCCUGGGACGCCGACUGCGAACGGAACUCGAUCUAAUGUUACCUUCUAGAGAUAGCACAAACGGUGCAGGAGAUCUCAAAGUGGAAUCUCAAUUCAAUCGUCGAAAUGGAGCACGACGCCGCAACUUUGAGAUCAACGACGCGAUUUUUGCCAAAGAUUAUCGAAGUCAGAGACCCACUUAUACUCCCGGUUUCAUCACACGCCGUGUUGGAAACACGACCUACACUGUUUGCUGUGGAAACGAAGUAUGGACUCGACACGUAAGCCAGUUGCGAUCCAGGAUCGGCACAACUGCGACUAAUACUUUCUUGGAUGUGUUCGACUUACCGCUACUCGACUGCGCGAGAAGGGACGAAGAUGCAACGUCGACUGCCGACUCUUAUCAACGACUGCAACGCCAUCGACGACCCCGUCGACGACUACAGGUGGACCCACCAUGA
Messenger RNA from Necator americanus (New World hookworm), 753 nucleotides. RefSeq lists its product as uncharacterized. The transcript has 2 exons. NCBI's taxonomy places the organism in Eukaryota, Metazoa, Nematoda, Chromadorea, Rhabditida, Ancylostomatidae. The record is from RefSeq and is a predicted model, not a curated record. Gene Ontology annotation, molecular function: nucleic acid binding. Bases 1 to 753 code for a protein of 250 amino acids.